This is a messenger RNA of Manihot esculenta (cassava), 2703 nucleotides long. RefSeq lists its product as uncharacterized. The transcript is spliced from 15 exons. Gene Ontology annotation, molecular function: protein binding. Gene Ontology annotation, cellular component: intracellular membrane-bounded organelle. The coding region runs from base 140 to 2455 and encodes 771 amino acids. Lineage: Eukaryota; Viridiplantae; Streptophyta; Magnoliopsida; Malpighiales; Euphorbiaceae. The record is from RefSeq and is a predicted model, not a curated record. Gene Ontology annotation, biological process: autophagy.
CAGUUCCGUGUCUUUCCCUGCUUCUCAGAGUUGCCUGCUAUAGAAUUUUAUCGGAAACGCUGUCUCUUUCCCGUGAGUGCCUGUUUUCUCGGGAAAAUGAUGGAAAAUUCCGAAGCAUGAUAACGUUCAUGUUCUCAAAAUGAGGGGAUCAUAUUGGGUGGACGAAUCUAAUGCCCCAUCAACCUCCAGCUCGCAUCGUCGCAUUCAUCAUCAGCCUCCAUCUUGCGCCCGUCACAGAGGCGAUAAUGUGUUUCGACUGCUGGCACGAAGAGAGAUUUGCCCUCGAGCAAAGCAUGCAUCGAAAAAGUUGUGGAGCGAAUGCUCCGAUCAGCAACUGGAUUCCUUUGAGCUUAGGUCUGAAUCAGCCCUAGAUGCCAGGCGCGCUCUCAUUUCAUGGGUGGAGACAGAAUCGUUGCUGCAUUUAUCAGCCAAAUAUUGUCCGUUGUCACCUCUUCCAAGAUCAACCAUAGCUGCAGGCUUCAGCUCUGACGGGAAGACCCUUGCUUCGACGCAUGGGGAUCAUACUGUAAAGAUUAUUGAUUGCCGAACAGGGAAAUGCUUAAAGGUCUUGAGGGGUCAUCGGCGGACACCUUGGGUUGUUAGAUUUCAUCCUUUGUGUUCAGAAAUACUGGCAAGUGGAAGUUUAGAUCAUGAAGUUCGUUUGUGGAAUGCAAAUACUGCAGACUGUAUAGGAUCUCGUGACUUCUACCGUCCUAUUGCUUCUAUUGCGUUUCAUGCUCAUGGGGAGCUUCUUGCUGUAGCUUCUGGACACAAGCUAUACAUAUGGCAAUAUAACAAUAGAGGGGAGACAUCCUCACCAGCUAUUGUGCUAAAGACACGUCGUUCACUUCGUGCUGUGCAUUUUCACCCUCAUGGAGCUCCAUUUCUUUUAACAGCAGAGGUAAAUGACCUUGAUUCAUCUGAUUCGUCAAUGACACUUGCAACUACUCCAGGGUACCUGCACUAUCAUCAGCCUUCGGUAUAUUUGGCAGAUGCUCAUCGUGGUACCCGCCUUAGUUUAGGGGAUGAACUGCCUUUAGCAGCCUGGCCUACCCUAAUAUGGCCUUCUUUUGCUAGAGAUGUUGCUAGAAUACCCCGCCAGCAAACUAAUGGAGAUGUUAGUUCAAGUCGUGUGCAACAAAGACUUGAUCAUUCCACUCCUAUGCAGCUUCUUACAUAUUCAAUUUCAUCAGGGCAGUAUGAACUUCGGCUGUCUCCCAUUGAACCUUAUAGCUCAUCUCCUGUGCCAGAAGAAACUCAGACUAAUUCUUUCAUGGAUAAUGAAGCUCCCCAAUUUUCAAUGGAUACCGUUGAGACUGCAGAAGUGCAGACUGUUGAGAGAAACAAUUCCAUGUUACCCUCUGGUGAUCAACUAUACUGGGAAGUUCCUUUCUUGCAUGGGUGGUUAGCUGGCCAGAGCCAAACAGGAAGCCAUGCAAUGGGUUCCCUUAAUGUUUUGGCCCAUGAAAAUCUAAGAGCAUAUGGUGAAUCAGAAAAUCACAUUUCUUCCCCAGUAAUCCCGAUAAAUAUUGGCCUAUCUAGGGGCAAUGAGAGAUCUGAUCUGCAUUAUCGAUCUUCACGACCGCAAACAAUAUCUGCAACUGGCUCUCAUGAAACUACUGCUUUUGAUAGAGUGGCACGCAGUGAAAUUGAUGCUCUGGCUGUUGCUAGUAGAAUCCAAUCUGAACUUGCUACGUCUUUGUCUGCAGCUGCUGCAGCAGAGUUACCUUGCACUGUCAAGUUAAGAAUAUGGCCAUAUGAUGUAAAAGAUCCUUUUGCCCCUUUCAAUGCUGAACAAUGUCGCCUAACUAUACCACAUGCUGUACUUUGCAGUGAAAUGGGCGCCCAUUUUUCACCUUGUGGGAGAUUUUUAGCAGCUUGUGUUGCAUGCUUGCUACCUCAUCCAGAAACUGAUCCUGGCUUACAAGGCCAGGUGCUCCGUGAUAAUGCAGAGGCUGCAACUUCCCCAACACGACAUCCAAUUUCAGCCCAUCAAGUCAUUUAUGAGCUUCGGAUAUAUUCCCUUGAGGAGGCAACAUUUGGGUUGGUGCUUGCAUCCCGGGCGAUAAGAGCUGCUCACUGUUUAACUUCGAUUCAGUUCUCCCCCACAUCAGAGCACUUACUGCUUGCCUAUGGUCGUCGCCACAGUUCACUACUUAAAAGUGUGGUCAUUGACAGGGAGACAUCAGUACCAAUUUAUACUAUUCUUGAGGUCUACCGAGUUUCUGAUAUGGAACUUGUAAGAGUUCUACCUAGUGCAGAAGAUGAGGUCAAUGUUGCAUGCUUUCAUCCCUCAGUUGGAGGUGGGCUUGUAUAUGGGACUAAGGAAGGGAAGCUCAGGAUCCUCCAGUACGAUACCUCUCAUGCUACAAAGUUUACAUCCUCUUAUCUUGAUGAGCACAUGCUUGAGGUAGAGGCAAUGACAGAUGUCCCAACUUAUGCAUUAGAAUGCUAAUUACCGGUGAUCAGGAGCCAUGUGAAAUUCCAGAAUGCCGGGGACUUUUCCUAUGCUUGCUGAAAGUUGGCAGUGCCUCUUCAACUAAUCCUAACACUUCAUGUUGAUUGUGUUUGAAUCCUUGGAAGCUGUAUUGGAACCAAUUGUGAAUUUACAUUUCUAUUUUGUUUAUGGAAGCAUGUUGUAUCAUCAGUGCACAUAAUUUUUAUAUGUAUUAAAAAAAAAAAAAGCAUCCACUGUUCAGUCUU